Molecule: messenger RNA, 8154 nt
Organism: Osmia lignaria (orchard mason bee)
Lineage: Eukaryota; Metazoa; Arthropoda; Insecta; Hymenoptera; Megachilidae
Product: Ankyrin-repeat, SH3-domain, and Proline-rich-region containing Protein
Biological process (GO): regulation of apoptotic process
Cellular component (GO): nucleus; npBAF complex
Molecular function (GO): p53 binding
Source: RefSeq, a predicted model, not a curated record
CACGCUGUUGCGUUGUAUCGCUCGAGAGCCGAGCCGCGCCGCCGACUGCAGCUGCAGUAGUUGCACUCUGUUGCAGUUGGAGCUGGAGCUGGAACUGCAGCUGAUUCCGUACGGCUAGAUCUCGCGAGAACGAUUCUAUCCGUCUCGCGUUCGUGUUUUCCCGCGAGAAUCAAAACUUGUUUCUUGUUCUUGUACUUUGUCUUCUUGUUGCCGAUUGUUCAUUUCUCAAAGUGACAUAUUUGCCUGGCUGUGUUGGUGGAAAGUCGACGAGGUAACACAGGUGUGUAGUUUGUUAUCACGGCGGGAAGUGUGUUGUCGCGAUAGAGUACCUAAAUAUACUUUGAAACGAUUGCAGAAACACGUAGAGCUCUUUUAGAUCGAGUAAAAUUUGCGGGAAAAGUGCGAUAAACGUAAUUGAAUCGCGCGAUUGCGAAGAAGGGGAACGCGUAUAGGGAAUAAAAAAAGUGUGUCGCGUUAGAAGGAAAGAUAUAUAAAUAUAAUUGGCAAGCGUAUCGAAGCGCGACUGGAAACGAGGCUAAGUUUGCGACGAUUUUACGACGACCUUGGCUUGCUAAAAGCCGUAAAACCUGCGAAGAGAACAGCCUUCUUGGCCGCCUGGAUCCGGCUAUUUUCGAGCGAAAAUCGACGCUCCUCUCCUCCUUUCCUUUCGAAAUUAUUCUACUAUGACUUGGCGAGAAUAAGAAGAUCAAAGAAGGCGAAGUACUUUCGAGUCGCGUACGUCCGUUCGCGUUAAACGUUAAUUAAUUUAUGAAUCGUUGGGUCGAAUUCGUUCCCAGAGGCAAAGAGCGUCGGCCCCGGACAAAGCUUCGAUCGAGCGUGUUAAGGGCAAUUAUCGUUCCUUCCCCGAUAAUUAGAGGGGUGGCGCGAUAAAAAUCGGUCGACGUCGACUCGAUCGAGAUUCCUCGCUUCAAACAGUAGCCUCGUAACGGUAUUGUGCGUAAACAGGUAGCUUCUUUCCUCUUCUUCGAUGCUUAUUCUUUUAUUAAUAUCGUUACCAAUUAUUUUCGAUCAUUUUUCAUUAUUUUCUGAAAAAUAUAUUGUUAUUUUGCGUGAAACUGUGAAAUCGAGAGUUCCACGAUCGUUUGAUACCCGUGUGUCCUGGUGAUCCAACAAGUUCGGAGAAUCCCGUAAAUACCAUGGCUGGUAUCGUCGCCAUCUACGAGCCCUGCCGUAAUUAAUUAUUCUCGUCGAGUCGUAGGCCAUUUAAAUUAACGAGGCCAUCCGCCCGUGAGAGGAAAGCUUGAUCGUUAUAAAAUUGUGCCGUCCCAGAAACUGUCGUGGAACAUCUGGACGUAUACCUAGCCAAGAAGUUCGAUCGAAAACAAAAGGGAGCAUAAUAGUCCAUUGGUCGUUUCUGUAAUAGCUCGUCACGGUACGACGAGUAUUCUCGACGAACACGGUUAUUAGAAAUUAAAAGGAACGGGUUAAUUCUGUCCUAUCUAAAAUGGUCGAUUCCUGGGACUAUUUGCAGAUGGAAACGCGACACUUCAUUCAUAAUCCUCGACCGGUGGAAACUCGCUCAGCGACAACUAAUUAAAUUCGAAUUUUCUCUUCAACUUCUACCAACGAACUCCAUCCUCGAUUUUCUCGAGUUUCUCGAGUUGUUGAAACGUUUCAUUUUCUAAUAAAUCAUCGGUCUGUUAGAAUGUGUGUACGAACCGUGGUGAAAGUUUAUUUAUAGAGAUCAUUUUGGAAAAUUAGUUUUCAGAAUUCUCUGUUUUUCUUUUUUUUUUUUACGCUUUCGUUGUCUCGUCUCUUUGAUUGAUUACACGUGAAAUUCAUGAACGUACGAUUCUAUUUUUUACGCUUUCAUCGUUUAAGUAGCUGGAGCUAGACGAUCGUUUACUGGUAUUUAAUUGUGGAACGGUUUCACGAGAUACGGGGUGUAAAGGUAACAGAGAGCUAAGUGGAAACGCGUGUUUCCGAUGCUGAUCGAGUGCCCUCUUCACCCUUAAUCUCGAUAGCGUACAGCUUAGUCGAUAAAUCAGCCCUUCGUCCCUUAUUCACCGUUCGUAAUUGCCGGAUUAAGUUUUGACGCGGCUGAUUAUCCGAUUAAAGGUUCACUCUUAUAUUAUCACAGCACGAUGGCAAAUACGGUGAUCUACCUACACCAUAAAUAAUUACCAAUAUUUCCCGUCGUUCGACUAUGAGCAACGCACCUAGCAACCAGUGAAUCGUGUUUUUAAUCAUUAGUGGGCGUCGCUUUCGAUUAAAAAUAGACGGUCGAUGUUUUUUAUACGAACCGAAUCUUGGAAGCUUUCGAUGAUAUCUGGCGAACGGGUCUCGGUUGGAAAAUAUUAUUUAAUCAACCGCGUCGAAUCGAGGCUAGGCUCGCACGGAAUCAAAUCGGAUCCGGCAAUUUUUGCUCUGUUAACCAUGCGAGGAUUCCGACUUGCCGCGUGAAACACUCUGCUCCCCGAAGCAGAUCCUCCUCGAAGAUGGAACGUGCCAUUUCCACCAGCGACAGUUGCACGAAGAGGUUGUCCACGAUCACGGAAUACUCCGAGUCGGCGAUCGACAGCGACAACAACGAUCUUUCGGAGAGCCCCGAGGAACGAGAAGAGGAUCACGCGAUUCCUACGGAUGAUUUCGCGAACGAACAACACGAGACCGGGACCGAGGUGAAGUACUUCCUCGUGGACGACUCGCCGAUGGCCAAGUUUAGCCGAAGCAUCAAGUGGAUCUACAAGAAAUUACCAGUGGGCGGGGGUGGUGCUGUGCUGGUGCUCAGCGAGCUUGAAAGCAUGGCGGCCAGGCAGCAGCGGGAAAUAGCCCAGCAAAGGAGGCUGCUGGAGCAGAGAGAGGCCCGUCUGGCCGUGCUUCGAGGCGCACAGGAGCCAGCACAGCAGGAACAACUCGCCAGAUUGAGGCACAGGCUGGACCAACAACAAAGCAAACUGAAUCGGUUGCGAUUGCUCAGAUCGCAGACCGAUCAGUCGCGUGCCAACAACGCCACUUUGACCUCGGACCUGGAUUGCAUUAGGGCGUUGUUCAAUGAAAAGGAAAAGGAGCUUUCUCUGGCUGUGGCGAAGGUGGAAGAGCUGACGCGACAACUGGAGGAGCUACGAGGCCGACAGAACGCUGCCGGGACCGGAAGCGGAGGCGGAGGUGGCGGAGGUGUCGGUGGAGGAGGCGUUGGCGGUGGCGGCAGUGGACACUUGUCGACACCCGCCAGCGCCGAGCUGGAAAAGCUUAGAAGAGAGCUUAUGUAUCGUAACAAGAUGAACGAGCAGCAGAACCAAGUGGUGUCCCAGCAACGAUUGGCCUUGGCGCAGCGACAAGCGGAAAUGGCGUCGAUCGACGCGAGGAUAGCUCAACUUCAGGGUCGUCUACAGCGCAAGAGAGCGUUAAACCAACGGCUCAGCCAACAAUUAGGAUCCGGGAAUCGUACCAACGCGAACACCGCCUUCGCAGACUCCAAGUUGGACUUCAACGCCGGAGGAAAGUCCAGACCUGCUGGUAACAUAGCGGCCAUCGAACCCUACUCUCAUAUACCGAACGACAACGAUUUCAAUCUGAACAAGAAUGACCCAAAGUAUCAGACGUUGCCGUACAACACAAAAUUUACGGUCAAUUUCAAAACCGCCGAGGAUGACGUUAAUAAGAACAAGAUUCAACAUUCAGCAAGCGCUUCACAAUUGGGUCAAAGGGCAGCCUUCCAGCAGUUUGGUCAUCAGAUCGCUCAUAGCCAGUCUCAGUCGCAUAUUCAAGGUCAGUCUCAGUUACUAGGGACAAACCAGCAGCACAACCAAAACAUUGGAAACCAACCGGUGAACAUGCAGCAGACUUGCAAUAACAAUAACAACAACAACAACAACAAUAACAAUAAUAAUAAUAACAACAAUGCGAACAACAAUCUGAUCAGCUCGCCUCAUAACUUUAGCCCGGAUGGACUGUCGCAGAAUAUCCGGAUUCACCAUCAGCAACAACAGCAAACACAACAGCAACACGGAAACGUACAACAAAAGCAGCACAACGUAGGCUCGUCGACGUCGAAUCUCGGUACAACAGUGUCCAUCACGCAAACUCAAAACCAUAGAAACCUUCAAACUCAUCAGAAACCGGUGUCCAGCGUGGCUCCAAGUUUCUCCGUUAAGUCUCAAAUCUAUCAGACCUCAUCCACCAAGAUUCAUCCAGUCAUGCCUCAAACGUUAAGUCUGAUAGGUCGUGGACACACAAACGCGCAAAAUUUCGCCAGUCUGAGCAAUCAGAAUGCUAAUCAGCAACAGUCUAAUCAAUCCGUUCCGAGCAAUCAGACGUUGAAUCAGGAACAGCAAACCUACGCCUCCAGACACAAUUAUCCUGGCAUCCAACAGCACUCCACCCAAGCGAACACGCACGUAUCUUCCUCGGUGGUCUAUCAGUCUCAAAAUUCACCUAAUCCACCUAACAAUCCAACGAUUCACACCUCAUCAGGUGGAAGUAGCUUCGGUAACUCGGUCCAGAGGUAUAACCAAACGCAACCCUUAACCAGCCCUGUGUCUAAUAACGAACAGACCGACAAGAUGAAGUUCGAGCAAGGAAAAGGUCAGGAUAAGUUCGAACACGCGUUGCCAGCUAAACACGAACAGCAGAGGUACGAGUCUAACACGGUGUUCAAGUACGACCCUCAUCAGAUGAAGUACGAGCAUCCAAAGUACGAUCAACACGGGAAGUACGAGCAGGCUAAUCAACCGGCGAAACUUUACGAGCAAUCUAACAAGCACGAGCAGACUGGUAAUCAGACGAACAAAUACGACAAGGAGAAGAUCGAGCAAACGAAGCACGAGCAAAUUCACGGGGUUAAGUACGAUCCCAAUCAGAAUACUCAACAGUACGGUAAACACGAUCAGCACGAGGUGAGGCCUUCUGUAAAAUACGAUCACAACGCACCGUUUAAACUUGAUCCAUCGAAUAAGUACGAGACUGCUGGGCAACAGUUCAAGCAGGAACCGGUGAAGUUCGAUAAUAGUCAAAGCAAGUACGAACAGGGCCCUACCACGAAGCACGAGCACAACGGAAAGUUUGAUAUUCCGACAAAGGCGUCCGAUAAAACGUUCGAGUUCGAUAGGCUGAAGAACGAGAACGAAAGGAAGAGUCUGAACGAGAUAAGAGGAGAGGAUAAAACGAAACCUGCGCUACCUCCCAAACCGAGCAAACCUAAUCCUCCGCCGAGACUGACCCAUCAUGAAAAAGUGGACGCUGCGGAUGGAAUUGGAGAUGGCAAGAAUAACAUGGGGAUCAGUCCUAGGACAGAGAAGGAAGAAGAAGUACCACCGAUACCCACCUCGGAACCACCUGAAUCGCCCACGGAGACUCAAUUCGCGAACCAUCAAAUCAUCAAGGCUAGACCUUUGACCCUGAAGAAGGCCCCGAUCUCCGAGCAACCAAAGCUGCGUUACGCCAAGUCGAAUGUCCAUGUGUCGAUAAACCGACGGAUUGAGAUGCCACCGGCGUUCCUCUUCCCCGAGACCGAAAUUCCAGCUGACCUGAUGCAAACGGAGCAGCAACAGCAACAACAGACCCAACAGCAACCACAGAUCAUCGACACGACGGACAAUUGUAAGAAGCUGAUCAACGAGGAUGUUAUCAGUAACGAGAAGCUCGAAGAGGCAGACAUCAUCGACGCGUUAAACGUCAUCAACAUCGAGGACAAGGCAAAGAAGGAUUCCGAGAGACGAACAACGGAACUGGAAGUAGACGGAAAGAGCAACGAGGUGAUGAGGAGGAAGAAAGGGAAUCUAAAGUCCAGUACAGGAAAAGCAAAUCUUUCGAGGAGGGUGUCCUUCGAUCCUCUGGCUCUUUUGUUGGACGCCAGCCUCGAAGGAGAGCUGGAACUGGUGAAGAAAACCGCUAAAGAGGUGGCGAAUCCUAGUUCAGCGAACGACGAAGGCAUCACGGCGCUUCAUAAUGCUAUUUGCGCCGGUCAUCUAGAGAUUGUUAUGUUUCUCGUUGAAUUCGGGUGCGACGUGAACGCCCAGGACAGCGAUGGCUGGACCCCGUUGCACUGUGCCGCAAGUUGUAACAAUCUGUCGAUGGUGAGGUUCCUGGUGGAGCAUGGAGCUUGUAUAUUCGCCACCACUCUCUCAGAUCACGAAACAGCCGCAGAGAAGUGCGAAGAAGACGAGGAGGGCUUCGAUGGCUGCUCAGAAUACUUGUACAGUGUUCAAGAGAAGCUCGGUAUAAUGAACAACGGCCAAGUAUACGCGGUGUUCGAUUACGAGGCACAGCACAGCGAUGAACUGACGUUGAAAAACGGUGAUUCUUUGGUUGUGCUUCGAAAGGGGGACGACAACGAGAGGGAGUGGUGGUGGAGCAAACUGGGACACAAAGAAGGCUACGUACCUCGGAAUCUACUUGGCUUGUAUCCAAGGGUGCAACCGGCUAAAGUGGACUGAGACGCAGGUCGGCCAGCGAACUCGCGAUAUCCGACGAUUCAUUACCACAGUAUUCGAUUCGCAGCUUUAUCUUGUUAAGUAUCAUAGUUACAUCGUCGCGUCACGAAUCGUUAUCUUAUUUAAUCGCGCCCCAUUGUCAUCCUGAACAAAGCGAACAAAAUGUUCUAUAUAUAUAUAUAUUAUAUAUAUAUACAUAUGGUUUUUUAUAUUUUGUAAGAUGAAAUUGCAUAUUGCUAAACGAGCCCGGAUCAUGGGUUGUUGUAAGUUAUUCUCGUUGACCCUUUCGCUGUUGACAACGCAUAUACACGUCGAAAAUCGACUGAUUAAAUAUUAACCCUCGACUGGUGGCACCAGGUCAAUCGUGACACAAACCUUUGAAUGGUACGUUGAAGAAGGUAAAUGUAAUUGUAAAUGUAAUUGUAACAGUCUUGUACACACAAUCAUCAAUCACAAGAAAACACAAACUUUCCUUGAGACCAUUAGAUUAAGUAUUAAAUAAAUUAUUUAUCAAGUUUAAGCAGUCGAUUUGCGACUAUCACACAAUGUUAUCCUCAACCAAAGGGUUCAAGGGUUAGACCACUCGUUCGUAUUUGAGAAAGAAUCGUAUAACUCAGCGUGACGAACGAUUAGAGUGUAAAUUAAUUAGCACGAGCGGUAUAUUAAAAUUAAACAACACGCGCAAAGUUUGAUUGCUCUCACACUCGCCGUAUUACAUCUUCGAAAAUGUGUAACACAAAUCGUAUUAGGAGAAGAAUAAGAAAAAAAUUAAUGAAAUAGGUACUCGCUAAUUUUAACUAGAAUAAUUUGCAGCAUACGACUCCGAUGUUCCACAAAAUUAUUUAUCGUUGGUCAGUUCCUUCAAUGAAACGGUACAAAAUGAGAUUUUUAUUAUUUGUGGUAAUCCCGCUUUUAGAUUAACAAUCUGCGAUAAUUCAGGGUUGGAAUGUUUUAUUUCGGUAUUCAUUGAAGUGAAGAUUGUUUAAGCAGUUUCUCUUCUUGAAGUUGAGGUAUUAUUUUAAAAAAUAAUCUUAAUUAGUUGCAAAUGUUGAAUUUUAAUUGCUGUACAUCAAUUUACAUCGUUUCUUUUCACGAUUAGUCAAGAAAAAGAUCGUAAAACAUUUUAAAUGAUCCUUUCUUAAUCCUCGAGGGAUUUUUUAACUUUACUUGAAACGUUUAAUUUGUUUCACCUAAAUGUUUGUAUUUAGAUGAAGUCAAAUUAUUGUUACGAGCAUUGUUACGUUUAUUUUUCAGUGGAAUUUUUCAAAUCCGACCUGAUUGAUUUCGGAUUUCGAAAAUGUUCCUAAGGAUGUAUAGUAUAAUCUUGCCAAUACGCACUUUAAAACAAUUUCUAAGGAACGCGCGAACAGAAAUUGUAAAGAAUUACGAUAAUGGUAAUUAAUGACACGAAUGCCUUUAAACGUUUCUUCUUUUUCAUAUUUUUCUUUCUUUUCUGAGCAAUGCCACCCCAAUGGUUCGAGAAUCUCCAAUAAAAUGACUUAACACACACUUGACUAGACUUGUAUAAUUAAUAAUUAUUGCCUAGGACAGAUUCAAAUGUUUAGAUUAGAAAGAUUCUGAGCGCGUCAUUGUACUGUUAAAAAAAUGUGUACAGAUAUCUGAAAGGUAUUAACACGGCCUCAGAACAUUUCUGAUAUUCACUUCGUAAAUAAAGUAUGUGCCUUUCAAGAAGUAAUAAUGGAUAUAUUAUGUAAGAAUGCAUGAUAUAUUAUGACGAAUAAAUUGUUUUUAAUAGAAA